UCGUGCUUCGUGAAGAACCGACGAUGUAUAUCGAAUGAAAAAUUGUCAGAUAUCAAUGAUGAUUCGUCUUCGAAAUUAUCGUUUUUGCGUUCUCUGUACAAUUUGAACGGCUCGCCAUGACACGUAAAACAUUUAGAACCUUAUUUAUUACUCUUGUCUUUCAAGUAGUUGUAAUUGGUGUUUUAGUGCACUCGACAUCCGAAAAAUGUCCACUGUUAUGCGACUGCGAUAUUUGGUAUGGAUUGCAAUCUGCCUCUUGUGUCGGACGCCAUCUUUAUAGCAUUCAUACAGGUGUGCCAAGCACCGUGCAAGCUUUAGAUUUGUCGAAUAAUUCGAUAUCUAUUUUAAAUAAUUAUGAACUAGCGGAUGCAGGAUUGUUGAGACUUAAAUACCUCAAUCUUUCUACAAAUGCAAUCAGCGAGAUUGGCUUAAAUGCUUUCGAUAGAUUAUCUGAAUUAACAGUUCUUGAUUUAUCUCAGAAUCAUCUUUACUACCUUUUGUCGGAUAUUUUUAUAUCAGCAAAGAAUUUACGAAUACUUCGACUCUCAAAAAAUAAUUUUAAUUCUCAAGUACCAAAAUUGAAGAAUUCUUGGCUCACGGAUUUAAUUCUGAGUUCUUGUCAAAUUAGCUAUGUACCGAUGGAUGCUUUUUUCGGACUUUCACAUCUUCGUAAUCUUGAUCUUUCAAAUAACUUGAUGAUUCAAUUAGAUAAUGUCGUCUUGAAUAGAUUGCAAUUUUUAAAAACAUUAUCAAUAGAGGGAAAUCCUUGGUCCUGUGAUCAACUUACGCGUGAUUUACAAAUAUAUUUGGCUCGUAGGAAUAUACAAUAUUAUCCAAUAUGCAAAAAAAAUUUAGAGCCAAAGAAAUUUGAAAAAAUGAUUGUCUAUAAUCCACAGAUAAAACAUCGUUCCUCGAUCAUUUCAGAUUCAAACGUUAAAAAAAAUGUGAUAACAAAAAAGCACUCUACAUUUACACCGAUAUACAAAAAUAUGACUACUUGUGUUAAUGCGACAAACAAUGCGAACUUUACAAAAACAUUAAAUGCUAUAUCGUCGUAUUGGCUCCUCGCACUUGGAUUUUUAGUUGGUAAUGCCUGUGGCAUGUUUGCAUGUUAUAUUUGGCUCACAAAGAAAAUAUCUUGCUGCUGUGGCUAUCGCCAGCCAAGAGAUAACGAUGCUCAAAGAAUUUCGUUACUGCAAAGUUUAUGGCAGUUUGAAGAUUCUGUUUUCCAUGAAGACGCGGUAUCUUGUCCUGAUACUCCACCGCCACCAUAUCGUGAAGUCAUGCUGCGACCAGGGCUUUAUCGUAAUCCAAGCGUUACAUUAAACUUAAAUGAUGAUGCUGCCACAAAUAGUACAGGGUAUAAUUAGAUUAUAAGAUAAUGUUAUAUUAUUAUUAAUUUGUAAAACGACAUUAAUGCAUAGAUAAAUGUAAAAUAUGUUGAUAGUACUCAUUUAUAUUGUUUGCAUUUAUGAAAAAAUAUC
This is a messenger RNA of Camponotus floridanus (Florida carpenter ant), 1484 nucleotides long. Its product is annotated as protein artichoke. Bases 117 to 1370 code for a protein of 417 amino acids. Gene Ontology annotation, cellular component: plasma membrane. Lineage: Eukaryota; Metazoa; Arthropoda; Insecta; Hymenoptera; Formicidae. The transcript is spliced from 4 exons. The record is from RefSeq and is a predicted model, not a curated record. Gene Ontology annotation, molecular function: protein binding.